This is a messenger RNA of Aspergillus aculeatinus CBS 121060, 1314 nucleotides long. RefSeq names its product Zn(II)2Cys6 transcription factor domain-containing protein. Gene Ontology annotation, biological process: regulation of transcription by RNA polymerase II. Bases 1 to 1314 code for a protein of 437 amino acids. NCBI's taxonomy places the organism in Eukaryota, Fungi, Ascomycota, Eurotiomycetes, Eurotiales, Aspergillaceae. The record is from RefSeq and is a predicted model, not a curated record. The transcript has 2 exons. Gene Ontology annotation, molecular function: zinc ion binding; DNA-binding transcription activator activity, RNA polymerase II-specific.
AUGGGUGGCCAGAAGAGGGAACAGAAGAAAAAGUCGCACCACGGUUGUCUGCGAUGCAAACAGCGAAGUUGCGACGAAAAGCGGCCUGAUUGCUCCAAUUGCAUUAAGCGACAAGAGAUCUGCCACUAUGCUGCCUCAGGGCCCUGGCUCUGGACACAGCCAUCCAUUCAUGUAGCCCAUGCAAACCGUACAGCAUCGGCAUCAACCCGGGGCCCGGCGCUGCAUCGACAACCCCCAAACCCUAUGAGCAGACCGGCAAAGGGCACUCAUCAAGACCCUCUCCUGAUGACAACAAUCCCCCCAUCAUUCCCACCCAUCAAGACCUCACCUCAUCACCACCCCCUCUUGCUCAACUGGACCACCUCCACCUGCCACUCCAUCGCCCGCACGCCGAUCGACGGCCGGAUCUGGCAAACCGUGAUCCCACAACAAGCCCUCAGAUGCCCGCAGCUCUUCCACGGCCUCCUCGCCGUCUCCUCCCUCCACCUCGCCCUGCAGCAGUCCACCUUAGCACCUAGCCAAGACCACCAGAAAAGCAGCCUGAUAACAGCGGCAGAACACCACCAAAGCGCCGCGAUCACUCUCCUCACCCAAGCCCUCCCCAUCAGCACCGACACCGACAAAACCACCACCUUCGCCCUCUCCUGCCUACUAGUAGGCUUCGCAUUUGCGUUCCCCCUAGCAGUCACACAAGACCAUCGCCAAAACGCCCUCGAUGACCUCCUCAACAUCUUCACCCACAUCCACAAAAUGAUGGCCUUCUCCACGCCGACCAUACCGCACCUCCGCACAAGCGAGAUGGGGGAUCUUCUCCACCUCGAUCAUGACGACAACACCAACACCCUCAAGAACCAUCUCCCCCCAAACUUAUCCCCCUCCUCCCGUCAAGCAAUCACAAUCAUCCUCCAGCACCUCAACCACUCCCUGACCCGCUCCUCCACCUCCUCCUCUAGAGAAUACUCCUCUGGAGAACACCUGAUCUACCUCACAACCAUCACCCACCUCGGCCACCUCCUCGCAGAGCACGACGACACCGACCCCACCACCCCUAAAGAUCUCGUCUCCGCCAGCUUCCUCUGGAUCUGCUCCUUACCCACCGGGUUCCUCGACCUCCUGCGGCACCGCAGACCGCUGGCGCUGGUCAUUCUAGCGCAUUACUGCGUAGUGCUGCAUGCGCUGCGGCACCGGUGGUGGAUUGCCGGGUGGGGGCGACAGGUGUUGCAGACGGUGUGUGACAUCCUCAAGGCCGAGGGGGAGGAGGAAGAGUGGAAGGUGGCGUUGAGGUGGGUUUGGGGAGAGAUUGAGGGGGAAUGA